AUUUCAUUUCAUUUCAUUUCAUUUAGUCUCUCAUAUAUUUGGUUUCUCUCUCUCUCUCUCUUUCUCUAAGUGAAUUUUCUGUAAUGGAAGAACUUAUUAUGUCUCCAAAUUGUUCUUCAACAUCUCAUCAUGUCUCAGUAACCCAAGAAAAUAUAACCAUGAUGACAAUCCAACAAAAGCUCCAAUUCAUAAUCCAAACCCGACCCGAAUGGUGGGUUUACUCUAUUUUCUGGCAAGCUUACAAAGACAACAACGGCGUCGUUUUAUCUUGGGGAGAUGGACAUUUCCGCGGCCUUAAUAAAAACACUACUCCCCAAAACAACAACAGAUUACCCGAAACGACACCGUUCGGUUUCGAUUUCGAAAUUAUGCCGAGAUACAAAACUCCUUUCCCUGAACAAGUAGCACAAGAUGAUGAAAUUAUGGAUGUUGAUACUAGAAGCGGAGGUGGUACUGGCGGUGGCGGAGGCACCGAUAUCGGGUGGUUCUGCACGGUGUCUUUUACGCGCCAAUUUUCGGGGAGCGGCGGGGGAAUCUUGACCCGGGCUUUCGCCUCGGAUCAAGAGUAUAUUUGGCUUAGCGGUAGCCAGAAUUUUCAGUUCAUGACCGGCGGUUGCGACCGAGUUAAGGAAGCUCGAAUGCAUGGUGUUCAAACCCUUUUUUGCAUCUCCAUUCCUAAUGGAGUGCUCGAGCUUGGAUCGUCUGAUCUCAUCAAGGAUGAUUGGAGUUUGGUACAAUUAAUCAAAUCUCUAUUUGGUAGUAAUAAUAAUAAUAUGGUGCAGAGGAUCCAUGGUAAUAAUCAUGAUCAUCAUCAUCAUCAUAUGACACCAUUUCUAGAAAUACAUUCUUCAAAUAAUCUAUUUUUACAGUCUAAUAAGCAAAAAGAAGGCACUAGCGAAAUCAGAAAUGGAUCUUCAUCUGAAUCAGGUCGUUCUGAACCUGAUUCAGAUGCAACUAAUUAUACUCCGGCUAACAGUACUGACUGUGGCCGGAGACAAUCAAACAACGAGAAUAUACAAAUUUCGGGAACAAUGAAAAAAAGAGGAAGAAAGCCUACAACAACCACCCCCACCGAAUCUCAAAUGCCCGUUAACCACGUCGAAGCAGAAAGACAAAGGAGAGAGAAACUGAACCACAGAUUCUACAAACUUAGAUCUGUGGUUCCAAAUGUCUCGAAAAUGGACAAGGCUUCUCUACUCGCUGAUGCAGUUGUCUACAUCAACGAGCUAAAAGCCAAAGUAGAAGAGCUUGAAGCGAAAGUAGUCCUCGAAAACCAAACCAACAAAUACCAACAUCAGCAGCAGCACCAGCACCAACACCAACAACAUCAUCAUCAUCAUCAGAUGAUGAGACCAAGUAAAAGUAGUACUAGUACUAAUACUAGUAAUACUAGUAAUAAUAACAAUAAUUUAGAUGUUGAUGUGAAGAUGUUGGGGUCAGUAGUGAUGAUUAGGGUUCAGUGUCCAGAUUUGAAUUACCCAUCAGCAAGGUUAAUGAAUGCACUUAGAGAGCUUCAAUUACAGAUUAUCCACGUCAGCAUAUCAAGUGUGAAGGAGCUUUUGUUUCAAGAUGUUUUGGUAAGAUCAUCAUCUUCAUCAAUUGAUCAAUUUUCAACUGAUUAUGAAGCUAUUAUUAGAUCAGCUAUUGUUCGAUUAAUGAACAAUUAAUUAAUAUUGUAAUUUUACGUUAUUUUAUGUUGCAAAAUUAAAACUCUGUGUGUACGAUUAUUAUUUAACGUGUACGUACGUACUUUUUUUGUCGUUGCACAUUCUGAUUAGACUAUUUAAAGAAAAAUAUCAUUUGGCUCUAACUCUCUAUACUAUUCUAUAAAUAUAUAUAUAGAUAU
Molecule: messenger RNA, 1846 nt
Organism: Cannabis sativa
Lineage: Eukaryota; Viridiplantae; Streptophyta; Magnoliopsida; Rosales; Cannabaceae
Product: transcription factor MYC3-like
Exons: 1
Coding region: 84-1667 (527 amino acids)
Biological process (GO): regulation of DNA-templated transcription
Cellular component (GO): nucleus
Molecular function (GO): protein dimerization activity; transcription cis-regulatory region binding; DNA-binding transcription factor activity
Source: RefSeq, a predicted model, not a curated record